Messenger RNA from Ostertagia ostertagi, 1485 nucleotides. The record is from the annotation of a GenBank genome assembly. NCBI's taxonomy places the organism in Eukaryota, Metazoa, Nematoda, Chromadorea, Rhabditida, Trichostrongylidae.
AUGCAGGGUCUUAUUGACCGACUCGAAAAUCUUCGUAAGAGUGGAGUGCAGACCAUUUGGCCCGUUCCAUUCCUGAUAUCCGAUGAUUACACGAAUGCGAUUCGAAAUUUUGACCAGAUGGAUCCGAAAAUUGGAGUGAAUCAGCUGGCAGACAAAGCCAUUGAGAGCGCUCAUGAUAAAGGUAUAGUUUCAGAUGACCUUUCGGAUUCUUUUACCCAAUCUGAACUUCUUAUAGGCAUGAAAUUCGUGAUCAGCCUUCCCAUUGCCACAACUUCAACUGAACACGAGUGGUUCUUGAAGUCAUCCUCGGCAAGCCUUCCAGAGAACAGGAAUUACUCCGAAUUCUAUCACUGGAGAACCCAAGGUAACCCAGAACUCUUUACCGACUAUAAGGGAGCUUCCUAUCUGCACGAAAAGAACAACACCAAAUCGGCUGUUCUCAAUUGGCAGAACUCUAACGUUCGAGCGCACAUGUUUGACGUUCUGUCGUCGUGGAUCGAUCGUGGGGUGGAUGGGUUCUACCUGGUAGGUAUCGAGUAUCUGUCUCGUACUAAGGGUGGCGCGGAGCCGAAUUGGCCUGGAAUUGCGGAUGUGAUCAGCGAUAUACGAAAUCAUGUUGACUCCUUUAGUAAUGAGAGCUCAAAAGCAGCCGGAAAGAAAAUAGCCCUAUUUGCUUCACGGGAAGAGGCGAAAGAGAAGGACAAGAAGCAGCUAACGACAAGUGGUCUUGACUCUGUUAUCAACUACGAGCUUGGGCACGUCAGCAAGAAUUCUGAGAUCUGCCAUCGGAGCGAGGGCUCAGUGGCGACAUGCGUUCACGAGAUUCUCUCAGAUAUUCUGCUUUUCCAUUCUAAUAAUCCAUCAGUGUGGCCACAGUGGGAGUUCGGUAAUGCUUGGUUGUCCCGUCUGGCUUCUCGAGUAGACAGUCGCGCUCAUGCCGAACUGCUCAUCAUGACCCAACUGAUGCUCCCAGGCUCGAAUAGUUUCUACUACGGAGAUGAGCUGGGAAUGAAAAACCUUCCAAAUGACUCAGUGGUGCCACCACAACGUGGAGCCAUGCAAUGGGAUGAUUCGUCAUUUGCUGGCUUUUCAACGAAUUCGAAAGUUCCUGUCAAUUCAGACUAUAAGAGCAUCAAUUGGGCGAAACAAUACAAACAAGAUCAGUCUGCGCUCAAGAUGUUCUCCAAGCUCAGCAAGCUGCGCACGAGGGACGAGUCUCUAAGUCUCGGCGAGACCAUAAUGGGACGUCUCAUUGAGGGCGGAGCUUACACCAUCGUUCGAUUCCACCAACGUGAAAAUGUCACCGAUGGAAAUGUUUACGUGGGAGCGGUCAAUUUCGCAGAACACUCCGUUACGCUGCCACUGAACGAUUUGCCCAAAAACGAUAAACUCGCGAAAACGCAGGUAAAUUGUCACCACCACGUCAAACGUGGAACGGUUUUUCCCCUCUCGUCCCAACGGUCGGACUACAGCUCAAGAGUAUAG